Molecule: messenger RNA, 688 nt
Organism: Camelina sativa (false flax)
Lineage: Eukaryota; Viridiplantae; Streptophyta; Magnoliopsida; Brassicales; Brassicaceae
Product: calcium-binding protein PBP1
Molecular function (GO): calcium ion binding
Source: RefSeq, a predicted model, not a curated record
GUUCCAUGGAUGUUCCUUCUUGGAAAUACCAAAUUCUCUAUCUUUAUAUACAAAAGAACUUGCUCACAAACAAGCAGUCUCUCUCAAAUUCUAAUACUUUUUCUCAAUCCUCUCUUCUCUAAUGGCGUCUCCUAAAUCUUCAACAAGACCAAGCCAACAAGAUCAAGAACCCACUAAAUUCCAAGAUUUCUUUCCAACAAUGGCUGGAAAACUCGGUGGAGAAGGUCUAAUCGAAGAGCUAUGCAAAGGGUUCGAGCUUCUUAUGGAUAAAGACAAAGGAGUCAUCACGUUCGAGAGUUUACGAAGAAACGCAUCCACGGUUCUUGGACUCGGAGAUCUAACGGACGAAGAUGUUCGAUGUAUGAUCAACGAAGGAGAUUUCGAUCGAGACGGUGCGUUGAAUCAGAUGGAGUUUUGUGUUCUCAUGUUUAGACUUAGUCCUGAACUGAUGGAAGCGUCACGGUGUGUUGUGACGGAGGUGAUUGAGGAAGAGUUUUCCGAUUGUAGUCACCGGCAAUGAUAGAGAGAACCUUCUUUCUCUGUCAGUGUCUUUUAACUAAUUUCUUACAAAAUUAAAAGAAGACAAUUUAAUAAUUUAUAAUGUUAUUUUGAUUUUCCAUUAUUGUUACAGCUCAUAGAAACUGUUUGAAUAAUACGAUAUGGAAAAAAACUAUAUAUCGAGAAACAA